CGCGACAACAUACACGAGUGUUAGUAUCUUGGCUUCGGCCACCAGGCCAAGCAUGUCCUCGACUGCUUGCAGCUUGCUCGCUCCUGACCUCAAUGUUGGACUCUCCCGAGAUGCCCCGUGCUAGGACCCCCAGUCCAGACACCGCCAGUGCUGGAAAGGCUUUCGGCCAGACACGAGAGUCCGCGACAAAGCUGCCGAUAUCACACUCGGAUGAACCAUCAACGACGAAGUCAAAGGCGACGCCACAAAGACAGCAGGUCGAGGCUCAUAGCCAGUGACAGUUGCCUGCGAUGGAAGCUCUACGACCUCUACUCAUGCAGCAUCUGCCACGAGCAGUUCUGUCAACCUUAAUGCUUCGCACGCUGGCUAUUUACCAAACGUCUUCGCUCAUCUCUGCGAACCGUUGUGCGGUGCACAUGUUGAGCGCGUCGUGGGUAGCUUCCUGCCGGCCCCCGAACGUUCAAUGCAUGACUCUUUAGGUUUCUCACAGCCGGAAUCUCCUACCCAUGAUAAUAUCUUCACAGAUAUCCUUAAGAGCCAACUUCUCAUCGUGAUUCUCAGAUUUGCUUCUAACGUGUAGCUUUGUUCCACAUCAAUAAUAAGAUAUGAGCGAUCUGGACUGGGAAGAGCGACACUUCAGCCGCGAUGACCUUCUCUACAGCAUGGCGGAGAGCUUACAACAUGAAACGCCCACACGGCAUAGUCGAUUCUCUUGGUGGAAGAUGGCAGUUAUAGCAGCGCGAGAGAUCGUUGAAGAAGAUGACCGACCUUCCUUCGAUGCCAGCUCGUGCUACUCACAAGGCAGUGCACCAACCGCAAUCACAGAGCCAGCUAUGCCUGCCCCAUUGAGACUGUUGACUUCGAAGGCUGCUCUCCAGCCAUUCGUAUUGCACAAACAAUCAGGUAGCAUCGACUCCGAGCUGGACUCGCCGCUCUCGCUUAGCGAAACUAUCAACAUUGAGGACUGGCCGACUCCCCCAACCAGCGCCAUAUCACCUACUCCCAAAUCGGAAUUUCCGACCUCGAAGGCUCCCUGGAUGGUUGUCUCUCCCAAGAGGUCAGGCUCCUCUCGAAGUCCACUGGGUCCGGCUCAGCCUCAAUCGCCAGGCCCAAUCGCAAAAUCCACACAGCCAGCGAUGCCACCGCAGAUAAUGCAGCCGCUACCACAGAAACCACCAUCGCUGAGGAUAGAUACACAAAUGAGACAGCCUGUGCUACCUGGAAAAUCAGUCGGGCGCACACCAGAGAACAUUUCUCAGUUCAAUCAAAGCCAGCCGCUUGAUGAUGAGUUUUUGCAAUGCCAGCUAGCUCAACUUCGAUCAGAGGUCAGGACCCUCCAACACAAGUCUUCCACCCUCGAAGAGGCCCUGAAGCAGACAGUCAACGAUCGAAUCGCCGUGCUCGCAAGACGAGUAGCUAUUAGUCCCGACAGCUGUUCAUUAACCGAUCCGAUACUCGAUCCCUACUCGCCUGUGCUGGAGAGAGGCAGACCUGUGACCAGAUCAGGCUAUGCGCUGAACGAGGGCGGAUUCUGGGAGGGCAGGCCGUCCACGUCUCUCAGCAUGCUACCAGAAAUCGAGGUCCGACACCGACCUUCACGGGCCUCGCGCAUUCGACCUGUUCAGAGCGCGGCAGAGAUGAAGAGACCUUCACCGCCAAAGCUCAGGAAGAAAGCAAGCUUGAGCCUAUUGCCGAGCACCGCUGGGCCGCCUAGGACCGAUUUGCCUUCAAUCUUUGCAGAAACCAGUCCACUUGAACCGCCGCCAUUUGGGCAAAUUGCUAUCACAAGCAAACCGCACACAAGAUCCAUGUCUGGAAUUCACGUUUUUCGCCGUGCGCAUAAGCUGUCUGGAGAGCUUGUAUCACGGGAGCCCAAACUCCACAAGAUCGUUGACAUUUGGAGGAAUUUCGGGAAAAUUAGUGCACCUUAG
Cercospora beticola is the source of this 1931-nucleotide messenger RNA. RefSeq lists its product as uncharacterized. Lineage: Eukaryota; Fungi; Ascomycota; Dothideomycetes; Mycosphaerellales; Mycosphaerellaceae. The record is from RefSeq and is a predicted model, not a curated record.